UUACAUUGAGAACGAACGACUUAAAAUGAACGACUGGAGAGAGGACGAGGGCAAAGCCACUCUCGUCUGAACAUCGUGACGGCGGCACGGACACAACCAUCCUUAUAGGUUUCACCUCACUUUCGGAUCAACGACGGCGAGGCUGCAUAUCAAACCCUUGACAAUCGCCCGAUUGAGCUACAUUUAUCGACAUGUAACACGAGAUAUUCCUACCUCACAUCCCCUCUCAUCAGGCACGGAGACCCUUUGGGUCUAGACUCAGGCACAUGUUGUGGUUACUGCGCCCGUCCGGUCUCCGGCUCGGACGAUGGGGGUUGUUGGUUGUUGGUCUUUCGGUCUAUGAUUUAUGAGCUUUGUAGACAUUCCACAUGAUAUGUAUAAUCAACUCAAACCUGAUGACGAAGUCUCCAAACAGAAUCAAUCAAGCCCAGCCAUAGUCACAAGGCAGACUUGAGGGCUUCCACGUUGUUCGCAUCAGGUGAUUUGCACUGUAUCAAAUCUGUAGACUUCUCACAUAUAGGCGGACGACGGAGCGGCUGAGCAUGAGCCACACCAAUUCCAAGCGGCAAGGCGCCCGCGAUCUGAUUGACUGCCAGCUGGAUAAGGCUCUGCGGAAGAAAGUGCAUUUUCUUCUUCGAUCAACUUUCUGAAAGCACAUCAGAACAUCUAAUUAAUACAGCAUACAUCUUCGACAGGGACGCGCUUGAACAAUUAUGAUGCCCCCGGUCUUGGGAUCACACCGGAAGCGGAUGGCAACCGAUGAAUUACAGGAAGAACGCUCCAUUCCACCGCCGCCGUCCGCUAGGGUUCCCCGGGUCCUGGUUGACAGUGACCGAAACCAGAUCCUAGAACCUGCCGUUGCCAACGAUGCCGUGGCAGAAACACCUCAGCGGACUUCCCUUGGACUAUCGCAGGACCGUCAGUUAGUAAUCCAGUCUUCGACGACCAACAAUGUAGUCAGCACGUAUGUCCCACCCCGACGUCCAGCCAAACGGAGCGACUUCAGCAUUGCCAUCAUCUGCGCGCUCUCGUCAGAGGCCACCGCCGUGGACGCUGUCUUCGACGUCUACUGGGAUGACAAGGGUCCACCUUACGACAAAGUUGCCGGUGAUCCCAAUGCGUAUACCACCGGUGCCAUUGGUCGUCACAAUGUUGUUCUCGCACACAUGCCGGGGAUAGGGAAAGUCGGCUCUGCGCUGGUGGCAUCCAACUGCAGGCACAGUUUCCCCAACAUCAAGCUCGCACUUGUUGUGGGGGUCUGCGGCGGCGUCCCUUUUAGCUCUACACACGAUGUCAGCACAGAGAUUAUACUUGGCGAUGUUAUCAUCAGUGAUGGGAUCAUUCAGUACGAUUUGGGACGACAGUAUGAUGAUCACUUCGAAAUCAAGACCGCGCUUUUGGAUACUCUCGCCAGGCCCAGUUUAGAAGUACGCUCUUUUCUCUCGCAACUGAAGGUCCCGCGGCAGAGGAAAAUGCUUGAAGAGGAAAUGGCCAAGAUCAUGUCGGUCCUGUCGGUCCUGCCGGCCCAGUCGGGCCUGUCUACCCAAUAUCCAGGCGCAGCAAAGGACAAGCUUUAUAAGGCAACCUACAGCCAUAUCCGCGAAAAGGAGUUGUGCGAGACCUGUGGGUGCGACGGCGAAUUAGUGACACGCAAGAGGCUCGGCCAUGAAACUCCGCAUCCUAUGGUUCACCUGGGUAUCAUGGCUUCAGGCGACAAUGUCGUGAAAUCAGCACCGUAUCGCGACAAGAUUGUGGCGGAAUCGAAAUUGAAAUUGGAGGCGAACAUCAUAGGGUUCGAGAUGGAAGGAGCAGGAGUUUGGGACACCUUCCCUUGUGUUGUGAUCAAGGCUGUCUGUGACUAUGCGGACAGUCACAAGGCGAAAGAAUGGCAGCCAUACGCAGCUGCUACCGCCGCCGCGUGUAUGAAGGCAUUCUUGAAGAAAUGGACCCCUUCUCCUUCUCUUCAGGACGAUACCUUUUGUGUUCCAUACCCACGGAACAAUAACUUCGUCGGUCGGUCAGAUAUUUUAGCGAAGCUACAUCAGCUGUGGUGCAACUCCACCUCACAGACCCCAGUUGCUCUCUGCGGUCUUGGGGGCAUCGGGAAAACACAAAUUGCCAUCGAGUUCACAUAUCGGAUCCAGCGUACUUACCCCAACAUAUCAGUCUUUUGGGUCCACGCAAGCAACCACGAGCGGUUCCGUGAAGCAUACACUGCUAUCGCACAGAAAUACCGGAUCCCCGGGCAUGAAGAUCCCAAAGCAGAGGUGCUGCCAUUAGUAAAGAGCUGGUUAGAAAGCCAGGAGUGUGGUCAGUGGAUCAUGGCAAUCGAUAAUGCUGAUGAUCUGGAGCUUUUCUUCGACAGAAAUGGCGGAUUGGGACGCUACCUUCCAGAGUGUGCGCACGGGACUAUCCUCAUCACCACAAGAAACCUGCAGGUCGCCUCCAGGCUAACCAAAGGAAUGGCCUCGUCCGUUAUUAGGAUCGGAAAGAUGGAUGAAGUCGAGACAGCCCAGUUGCUCUCAACACGGCUUGCAGAAAUCGACACGAUGCCUGGGGAUUAUGCAGGACUUUCUGCUCGGCUUGAGCAUCUACCAUUGGCACUGGUUCAGGCAGCUUCGUUCAUCCAAGAGAACAGUAUCACGAUCUCUCUAUACAUCCAACUCCUGGACGAGAGCGACCGGACUCUUAUCGAUCUACUUAGCGAAGACUUUGAAACGGUUGGGAGAGACUCGGAAACUCCUCGCGCAGUAGCAGAGGCUUGGAUUAUCUCUUUUAAGCAAAUUCAGAAUCAGAACACCCUCGCAGGCGAGCUUCUUUCAAUCAUGAGUUUCCUCGAUCGCCAGACCAUUCCCUACGAAUUUCUUUUCACUGCAGGAGAGCUUCAGCUCAUCAAGGCACUAGGGGUACUAAAAGCGUUUUCAUUUGUCACUGAAGACAAAGACCAAAAAUUUGACAUGCAUCGACUCGUGCAUUUGGUCACUCGAAAAUGGCUGGUUCAGAACGGCAUAAAGCAAAAAUUCGCCGAGCGGGCACUCUUAGUCGUGACUGUGUGUUUCCCGUGGGGGGAGUACAAGAAUUGGACUAUAUGCAACGCAUACCUCCCGCACGCCACUGCUGUGUUAAAACUAGGAGAAGACAUUUCCUCAAGACAAGGAAAGCUGGCGAGAGCAAGCCUUCUUCAUAAUGCGGGCCAGCUUUUCUCCGGACAGGGGGAUUACCAGAGAGCGGCAUUGUACCAGAAAAAAACAUGGGAGAUCAGUCAAGCCCAUUUGGGCGAAGAGCACCCAGACACAUUAACCAGUAUGAACGACCUAGCAAUAACAUACGCGUCACAAGGCCGGUGGAAGGAGGCCGAAUUACUACAGCUACAAGUACUGGAAAUACGAAAGAGGGUUCUAGGAGAAGAACAUCCCAAUACAUUAACCAGUAUGAACGACCUAGCAUUAAUAUACGAGUCACAAGGCCGAUGGAAGGAGGCCGAAUUACUACAACUGCAAGUACUGGAAAUUCAAAAGAGGGUUCUAGGAGAAGAACAUCCCAACACAUUGGUUUGUAUGCACAACCUAGCAUCAACAUACGAGUCACAAGGCCGAUGGAAGGAAGCCGAAUUACUACAGCUACAAGCAGUAGAAAUUCAAAAGAGGGUUCUAGGAGAAGAACAUCCCAAUACAUUGGCUAGUAUGCACAACCUAGCAUUAACAUACCAGUCACGAGGCCGGUGGAAGGAGGCCGAAUUACUACAGCUACAAGCAGUAGAAAUUCAAAAGAGGGUUCUAGGAGAAGAACAUCCCAAUACAUUGGCUAGUAUGCACAACCUAGCAUUAAUGUACCAGUCACAAGGCCGGUGGAAGGAGGCCGAAUUACUACAGCUACAAGCAGUAGAAAUUCAAAAGAGGGUUCUAGGAGAAGAACAUCCCAACACAUUGGCUAGUAUGCACAACCUAGCAUCAAUAUACCAGUCACAAGGCCGGUGGAAGGAGGCCGAAUUACUACAGCUACAAGUACUGGAAAUUCGAAAGAGGGUUCUAGGAGAAGAACAUCCCAAUACAUUAGCUAGUAUGCACAACCUAGCAUCAACAUACGAGUCACAAGGCCGGUGGAAGGAGGCCGAAUUACUACAGCUACAAGUACUGGAAAUUCGAAAGAGGGUUCUAGGAGAAGAACAUCCUAAUACAUUGACUAGUAUGCACAACCUAGCAUCAACAUACCAGUCACAAGGCCGGUGGAAGGAGGCCGAAUUACUACAGCUACAAGUACUGGAAAUUCAAAAGAGGGUUCUAGGAGAAGAACAUCCUAAUACAUUGACUAGUAUGCACAACCUAGCAUUAACAUACCAGUCACAAGGCCGGUGGAAGGAGGCCGAAUUACUACAGCUACAAGUACUGGAAAUUCAAAAGAGGGUUCUAGGAGAAGAACAUCCCAAUACAUUGGCUAGUAUGCACAACCUGGCCGUAACUUGGAGGGGUCUGGGGCGGCCUAAUGAUGCGUUAGAGCUGCUUGAAGAAUGCCUUUGUCUGAGAGAGAAAGUGCUUGGGUUAGAUAAUCAUAGGACCAUUGACACAAAAGCGGAAAUAGCUUCUUUAUAUUGGGAGGAAGGUCGAUUCCGCGAUGCUGAAAGAUUAGAGGCGGAAGUGCUAGGAAAGCGGAAAAGGAUAUUGGGAGAAGAGCAUCCCAACACACUGGUGAGCAUUCACAACCUUGCAUAUAAUUGGAAAGACAUGGGAUCGUCUUGA
Messenger RNA from Podospora pseudopauciseta, 4736 nucleotides. RefSeq lists its product as uncharacterized. Lineage: Eukaryota; Fungi; Ascomycota; Sordariomycetes; Sordariales; Podosporaceae. Gene Ontology annotation, cellular component: kinesin complex. The coding region runs from base 714 to 4736 and encodes 1340 amino acids. The record is from RefSeq and is a predicted model, not a curated record. Gene Ontology annotation, molecular function: protein binding; catalytic activity. The transcript is spliced from 5 exons. Gene Ontology annotation, biological process: nucleoside metabolic process.